CCAAUGAGGCAAUUCAUUUACUUUCAAAGGGCAAGUGAUAUCAGAGAGUGGAGUUUGAACCCAAGUCUCGUAAUUCCCUUUUGGAUGUACUGUCCAUGGACAUAGUCUGUGAGAAAGAACAACUAUUGAUAGCUGAAAACAAGAGAAAUGCAUCGAUUAUAUGGAGGAUUUGUAUUCUUUAGUCUAUGCCUCCUUUUCUUGGCACCAUCAUGCAGUGGAGGAAACAUUCUGGUGUAUCCGGUUGAUGGCAGCCACUGGAUAAACAUGAAGAUUAUUCUAGAAGAACUUCAUGCCAGGGGCCACAACAUCACUGUGAUCAGGGCUUCCAACAGCUGGUACAUUAAAGAAAAGUCUUCUCUCUACUCAUCUAUCAAUCUUGAAAUGGAAGAAGCCUUUGAAGAUUUCUUUGAUAUUUUCAUAGCUGAGCAAAUUAAGGUGCAGCGAGAAGGUGCUUCAUUGAUGACUUUCCUCAAACUCAACAGAGAUUUUCUCUCUAUGCUCACUCAGGCUCAUGUAUUGUGGUGUGAUGUUACGAAAGAUGUAUUUGAAAAUAAGACUCUGGCAAAACAAAUAACUGAUUCAAAGUAUGAUUUGGUUCUGACUGAUCCAGCAAUAGGUGGAGGUCUUGUCCUAGCCAAAUAUUUUAAUUUACCUGUGGUACUCAAUAUACGUUGGAGCCCACUUGGAGAAGGCCACCUUGUUCUGGCCCCUUCUCCACUUUCUUACAUCCCAGUACCAGGGUCAGGCUUAACAGAUAAGAUGGACUUCUUUCAAAGGAUUAAAAACAUGUUUUUUUACGGCAUCUUAAAGUUUCAGGAAAUUGUCCUGGUGGGGCCUAUCUAUGAUGACAUCUGCAGUAAGUACAUAGAAGGUGGAUGUAGUAUCGCCUCUCUACUUCAGCAAGCAGACAUUUGGCUUUUCAGAUCCGAUUUUGUGUUUGACUUCCCUCGACCCACCAUGCCAAACGUGGUCUACAUCGGAGGAUUCCAGUGCAAACCAGCUGAACCUCUGCCGGCAGAUCUGGAGAAGUUUGUUCAAAGUUCUGGAGAACAUGGAGUGAUAAUUAUGACCUUGGGGACACUGGUUAAUGCUCUGCCAAAAGAUGUUGCAGAUGAAAUUGCCACCGUCUUUUCCAAGAUGCCCCAGAAGGUGAUAUGGAGACACAAAGGGGACCGUCCCUCUACACUGGGCAAUAACACUCUCAUAGUGGACUGGAUGCCACAGAAAGACCUCCUUGGUCAUCCACAGGUUAAAGUCUUUGUAGCUCAUGGAGGAACCAACGGAGUCCAAGAGGCCAUUUACCAUGGAGUCCCAGUGCUGGGCAUCCCACUGUUCUUUGAUCAGUACGACAACCUGCUACGUUUGCAGGAAAGAGGAGCUGGAAAAAUCAUUCAACUUGCAGACUUGAACAGUCACACUUUUGAAGAAGGUCUUAAAGAUCUGCUCCAUGAUAGUAGCUACAGGCAGAACAUUCAAAGACUUUCUCGUUUGCACAAAGAUCAACCGAUUUCACCCAUGGAUCAGGCUAUUUUCUGGAUAGAGUAUGUGAUACAACACAAAGGGGCUCGCCAUCUGAUUUCUGAGGCUUACACGAUGCCUUGGUAUUCAUAUCACAGUUUAGAUGUUCUCCUACUGCUGCUGGCUGUACUAAUGGUGCUGCUUUACUUCAUUUAUGCUGUUUUCAGAUGUCUAUGCUGCAGAAGGAAAAGAAAGACAAAAACCAAACAAAAUUAAAGUUGUUAGAUUGUUUGAAAAAAUGUGUUUGACAUUUAAAUUGUAUGCAUAUAUUUAAUAAAACAUUGUAAUUUCAUAUAAAAGAAUGUUGAAAUUUUGAAACAAGGGAUUUGGAUAAUUGACUUAUUAUUUAAAGGUUAGCGUAUUACACUAAUCAAGUCACAGAUUCUCUAUGAUUUUUCGUUUUUUACUUUUUCUUUCAUUGUCAUGUAUGUACAAGUCAUUUUUUAAACAUUUUCCUAUCACAAUUUCACUGUUAAACUUGUUGAAUGUCACACAUUUUUAUUACAAUUACCAUUUAAAUUUGACUAGCUUUUGAAAAUGUUUGCUUUCUCAACAUUUUUCUUUGCAAAUUUUAUUCUGUUUUAAAUUCAGCAAUGAUCAUUUUUACCAUUAAAAACUUUUUUAAAUCUCCACAAAUGUGUAUACAACAUUUCUGAAAAGUCCUGUCUGAGCUUUAGUAUGCAAUAAAACUUGUGAAAAAAAAUGGUAGUGUUACCGAAUAAAGUAAGACAAUAGU
Molecule: messenger RNA, 2254 nt
Organism: Oryzias melastigma (Indian medaka)
Lineage: Eukaryota; Metazoa; Chordata; Actinopteri; Beloniformes; Adrianichthyidae
Product: UDP-glucuronosyltransferase 1-2
Exons: 4
Coding region: 148-1734 (528 amino acids)
Molecular function (GO): UDP-glycosyltransferase activity
Source: RefSeq, a predicted model, not a curated record